AUGAUGAGGCCACGUAUAACAUCUCUACAUUUGAAAUCUGCAUCUUUGCCAUUGGUCCGGGGUCCCCUGCUAUCACCACGCGUAUUUUUCAGUCUUCUUCAAAACUCCAGAUCUGAAGUUGAUAGGACCACAAGGGCCCCAUCGCCUACAGCCAAGAUCCGGAAGAAUUCUCAAUAUGCCAGCAUUGCGAUAUCCAAACCUGACCCUCUUUUGUCCAUUAAUGACUCCGGUAUCGCCGAUAACUCCACUACUGAAACAGAUCAAGAAAAGAUAUGCCCGUCGUGGGAUCGAGGCGGCCAAACGAAACAAAACGCAUUGACGCCAUUGUACUCCUCCAUCCGGUCGCUCAUGAACGAGAACAAGGGCAAUGUGUGUCUCGUACAAGUCGGUAGUUUCUACGAAUUGUAUUUCGAACAAGCAACGUUAAUUGCGCCGAAGUUGGGCAUCAAGGUCGCCACGCGGCAGACCACGAACCAUGCGGUGCCCAUGGCGGGAUUCCCGCUCAGCCAGUUGCAGAAAAACGUAAAAACGAUCGUCCAAGAUCUCCAACUCAAUGUAGCUAUAAUUGACCAGUACAAUACUGUGCGCACCGAUACCGAUCUCAAACACAGAAAAGUGUCGAGAAUUGUGUCGCCCGGCACGCUUGUCGACGAGUCUUUCAUGAAUUUCACCAAGAACAACUACUUGGUAGCCAUCUCUAUCCCUCCCAACUCAAACAUCGCGCUAGAUCCUGAUCUUCCCAUAGGUCUCCUGUGGGCGGACGUGUCUGUGGGUGAGUUUUACAUCCAGCAGACGACGCUUUCAGAUCUAGCCAGUGAUCUCCGGAGAAUCAGCCCGAGCGAGAUCAUCCUCUCCAAAGACCUUCAAGGUCAACUCUCUGCCAUCGAGAAAACCGCCGAUUUGAAGAGAUACUUCGUGAGAUACCAUAAGGUGAGAUACAUGGAUCAAAAAUUGAAGCUUGCGCUGGACGCAGCUGUGGUUCGUAAAUUCGUAGAACUGAUUUCUGUGAGAGAAGAGGCUGCAAUGAACUUGAUACUUUCCUAUAUGACCUAUAACCUUCCGGACCGCCAACUAUCGCUUGAAAUCCCAACCCGCUUUGUCAACGAAAAAUAUUUAUCCAUGGAUCCCAGAACUAGAGAGGCUUUGGAACUCUCUGCAAGAUCGACGUUUGGCACUACUUCAGUCACCGGUACUUUGUGGCUGGUCAUUAAACACACCGUCACUCAGUCAGGUACAAGACUCUUGAAUCAGUGGAUCAAUCUGCCUUUGCUCGAUGUGCAAGAGUUGGUCAAACGUCAGGAGUAUGUGGCGCUUUUCAAAAAUAACCAAUUGCUUCGCCUACAAGUGACAAACGUUCUUAGAGACGUCAACGAUUUUGCCAGAGCUCUACAAAAGCUCGCUCUCAAAACCGGAUCCGCACCCAAUCAUUUACAGAGCAUCUCUGAUGGCCUUCACAAACUACAGCACCUCCACGAUAUUCUCGCCGAAGCUAGACAGUCUUUGACAGACCCCAAUGAUGUUCUUCUUGUUGAUGAAUUUCUUGCUAAUUUCAAGAUCCCUGCUGAUGUCACUAGGAAAAUUGCUUCGAUAAUUUCGAUCUCCGAACCUCCUAAAAGACCGAAAGUCUCGGUUGAGAAGGAACUGAGUUUGGAGGAACAGCUCAUUUCAGCUAUUGAGAACAAAGGAAGACUUGAGGACAUGUACCAGUCUGAUCUGUCGGACGAUUCAAAUACUGCUCAGUCCGUCACUUUUUUGGUUAGAAAGGAUUAUGACGAUGAGUUGGCUGCUUUGCACGAAGAGCUUGAAGAGGUUCAGAGCUGCGAAGCAGAAAUUUUCGAUACUCUUCAUCAGAUUGCUCGUUCCGCUGACGGAAAGGGCUUCGCUGCAAAGAAAGACAAGGUGGGCAAGCACUAUCAUGUCAUCACCGUCCAAUGUGGACUGAAGCAGUUGUCUACUGUUUGCAAAAACAUCCUCGAAACGAAGAAGUUUCAAAUUCUUGAGAAGAAAAAAACAAUGGCGAUUGUGAAGCCAAACCACUGGGCCGAACACAUGGAAAAGCGAGAAAUGCUCACGAACAGAAUUCUCAGUUAUGAGAGGAAAAUCAUCGAAGGUUUACGAGUCGAAGUGUUAGCACGAGUUGUCGAAAUUCGAAAUGCCAGUCGCUGCUCCGAUAUGUUGGAUAUAUUGUCAUCGUUUGCCAAAGCCGCCCAGGAGAAUAAUUGGGUGCGUCCCACGUUCAGCGAUCGCCCAGUCUUGGAAAUCACUAGCGGUCGACACCCAGUAGUUGAAGCCAAUUUGAAGGACAACUCGCUGAUGUUUGUCCCAAACGAAACCAACCUUGGCGCAGAUGGAAAUAUAUGGGUUAUCCUGGGUCCCAACAUGGGUGGUAAAAGCACGUUUCUCCGUCAGAAUGCGCUCAUCGUGAUUCUCGCCCAAAUGGGCUCAUUUGUACCUGCGGAGUCUGCGCACUUGGGUGUUGUUGAUCGCUUGUUUACCAGGAUAGGUGCUUCCGAUGAUCUCUUCAGUGACCUAAGCACCUUCAUGGUGGAAAUGAAGGAAACAAGCAAUAUCUUGAACAACGCAACUCCUCGCUCAUUGGCAAUUGUCGAUGAAAUUGGAAGAGGAACGAGUGGUAAGGAGGGAUUAGCGAUUGCAUAUGCUACACUCCUAUCGCUUGCAGAAGACAUCAAUUGUCGGACCUUGUUUGCGACCCAUUACGGUUCGGAAUUGACAAAAUUACUCAAAGAUGACAAUGUCGAUCGAACCCCCUUUCGUUUUUUCAAAAGUACUGUUGCAAACAAAAAUGGAGUCUUAACUUUCGACUUCCACUUGCAACCUGGAAUCAGUGAUAGAUCAUAUGCAAUUGAAAUCGCCCGUUUAGCUGGGUUCCCAAAUGCAUCUUUACAACAUGCUCAGCGAGCACAAAGCCUUCUCAAAUAG
This is a messenger RNA of Australozyma saopauloensis, 2940 nucleotides long. Its product is annotated as mismatch repair ATPase. The record is from RefSeq and is a predicted model, not a curated record. Gene Ontology annotation, biological process: mismatch repair; mitochondrial DNA repair. The coding region runs from base 1 to 2940 and encodes 979 amino acids. Gene Ontology annotation, molecular function: ATP binding; ATP-dependent DNA damage sensor activity; mismatched DNA binding. NCBI's taxonomy places the organism in Eukaryota, Fungi, Ascomycota, Pichiomycetes, Serinales, Metschnikowiaceae. Gene Ontology annotation, cellular component: mitochondrion; nucleus. The transcript has a single exon.